AUGACGAGUCUGCUACGAGACACGCUCAAGAAUGCCGCUGAAGAGUCGCGCGUACAGGAUCGGCCUGACAACGCCGAGCCUGCGAGCGAGGACUCUGAUAACGAACUGAUCACCGUCGAAUCUACCCCGGGCACAGCUGCACCAUCUCGCCCUGCAUCACGUACCGGCAUGCGUCGCCCAGCUGCAACAUCUAGUCCGCUCAAGCCACUCGCCGGCGCCACCAACGAGCGCCGUACCCUAGACCCAAUCCGUUUGAUACCCACCACUGUAUGCCAGAGGAUCUUCAGCAUGCUCGACUUGCGCUCUCUCUCACGGUGUGCGCGGGUCUCCCGCAAGUGGAGCAAGAGCCAGACGCUCAACUACGUGUGGUUCCAGUACUACCGCAAGGAGACCUUCCACGAUGAGUCUCUCCCGCCCGGUAAAUGGACCAAACGCGAAUCCAAAGAAAACUGGCGUCAGCUGUACGCGAAGGACGUCGGCAAGAAGGAGCCCGACCCCUGGCCUGUGCGGCCUCCGCGCUCGUCGGGAUACAAUUCGGGACACGCGAGCGGGUAUGUGACCCCGCGUGAACUCAAGGAGCAGAAGUGGGCGGAGGAGAACACUGCUGUCGAGAAACUCAGCAAGGUUGAGAUGAGGGGCGUCUAUAAGGAGCUUGGUGGGCGUAAGUCCAAGUCGAAGGGGAAGGUCGGAGCAACUGGAGGCGCGAGGGAUCGUGGAGGAUGGGCUGUGUCCGAAAGGGACGAAGGGGAGGACUCGUUCUAUUGA
Molecule: messenger RNA, 765 nt
Organism: Peniophora sp. CBMAI 1063
Lineage: Eukaryota; Fungi; Basidiomycota; Agaricomycetes; Russulales; Peniophoraceae
Source: the annotation of a GenBank genome assembly